AUGGAUUCUCUUCCGUCGGUAUCUCCCUCCGUGGCUCUCCCUCCAAGCAAUCCCUUCCGUCGCCAUACCCGCCGUCUUUCUCUCUUAUCUACCCAUCUUCCUCCCAGACUCUUCUCUACACCUCGCGGCCGAACGACGAGAAACGAGGUGUCGUGCAACGUUGGCGGCGGAGGAACUGCAGGAGGAGACGACGGUGGAGACGAGGAGGUGGAGAAAGCGCUCCAUAUGGACGGAAAAAUUCCUGGAAGCUCCGACGAGUUUCUGAAACGUGUUUCCUCCCGCGCUUAUGAUAUGCGCAGGAACCUCCAUCAGUCUAUUGAUUCUAGCAGCUAUGACGUUUUAGACGACAACCCUUGGAGAGAAACUUCAAAGCCUGUGUAUGUACUCACCCAAAAGGAAAACCAAUUGUGCACGAUGAAAACCCGGAGAAAUAUUAGCGAAGUUGAAAGAGAGCUUGGCUUAUUGUUUUCUAAAGGAAGCAAAUGGAGAGCUGCAAUAGAAAAUCAGUCAAAACAAGGAAGGGGUGGGACAAAAUUUCCAAUGCAGGUAGAAGAUAUUAGAGAGGGAGUGCUGGUAUUUGAAGAUGAAAACGAGGCAGCAAAGUAUUGUGACUUAUUGCAAGGAGGUGGUCAAGGUUGCGAGGGUGUUGCUGAGAUAGAUGCCUCAUCGAUAUUUGAACUUUGCAAGAAAAUGAGGGCUCUUGCAGUUCUAUUCCGUAGAGGGAGGACACCUCCUGUACCCGAAAACCUCAAGCUCAACCUGCGAGCUCGAAAGCGGUCACUUGAAGACCAAGAUGAUUUGAUAUGA
This is a messenger RNA of Vicia faba (fava bean), 807 nucleotides long. NCBI's taxonomy places the organism in Eukaryota, Viridiplantae, Streptophyta, Magnoliopsida, Fabales, Fabaceae. The record is from the annotation of a GenBank genome assembly.